AUGUCCAACCAGACUCCAACAAUAGACCGUCUUCUCAAUCUCGUCCCCGACGCGCCAGAAUCAGUAUUGGUCCAGCUUCGAGCACAUCCAGAGCUCGCAUCAAAACAAGAUGCCCACGGAUACUCGCUUCUCCACGCCGCCACAUCCUACGACCACAUUGAUCUAUUGCGCGCAUUGAUCCAAGAAUUUCACGUCGACCCCAAUCUCACGGAUGAAGACGGCGAAACUUGUCUAUUCAAUGCGGAGAGCGUCGACUUCGCCAAAGAGCUCCUGGCUCUCGGCGUGCGGACCGAUGUCACAAAUUCCGAUGGUCAGACGGCCGCGGAGAAACUGGACGAUGAGGACGAGCAGCCUGAAGUAGCGGCAUACCUUCGGCAGAGUGCAACAGAAACGUCCGGCCCAUCGACGCACCCUUCAGACACAAAUGGCUCCAUUACGCAGGACGAAGCGGACCCCAUUCGUCCCCCUCCACCUCUUCCAAAUGGUGUUCAGGUCACCGUGGGCACCAUGCAUGCCGAUGAGGUCGGAGGUGAACCCGACCCGGAAUUCCGGAGACGCAUUGAAGAACUCGCUGCCAGGCAGGAUUUCGAAGGGACGGAGAGUCAGAGCGAGCUUCGGAACCUCGUGACGGAUGCUGUCUCGGGACUUCACGGAACUGGACAAGGCUCGGCCACUCGACGACGCUUGGAGUGA
Molecule: messenger RNA, 693 nt
Organism: Neohortaea acidophila
Lineage: Eukaryota; Fungi; Ascomycota; Dothideomycetes; Mycosphaerellales; Teratosphaeriaceae
Exons: 1
Coding region: 1-693 (230 amino acids)
Molecular function (GO): protein binding
Source: RefSeq, a predicted model, not a curated record